This is a messenger RNA of Stegodyphus dumicola, 3236 nucleotides long. RefSeq lists its product as uncharacterized. Gene Ontology annotation, molecular function: chromatin binding. The record is from RefSeq and is a predicted model, not a curated record. NCBI's taxonomy places the organism in Eukaryota, Metazoa, Arthropoda, Arachnida, Araneae, Eresidae. Gene Ontology annotation, cellular component: MSL complex.
UGCAUAUGGCUGCCGUGCAGUUUGUAUAUUGUGGUGUGAUGGUGUUACCAAUUUUCUUUCUCAAUUACUUGUGUUUUACCUGAACGCUUUAAGUUUAUGAUUGCUUUACUAUGAAAUCAGGAGCGGUAGAACCAGAUCGUCUAAAAAUAGAAGGUCGACAGUCCAUACAUCGGCGGAAAAUGUCAAAAAAUUCACCCAUCGUAAAUGGCGCCGACGAAAGUCAUAGCUACGCCGCUGAAGAUGAGACUCUGAGGCAGGUAAAUUUGGCCGCGGCGUAUCAUGAUCAUAUAUCUUGCACGAAAUCAGCCGAUCUGUGUAAGAUCGAUGGUGGAAAAGAAGGAAGAAUUAAUCUGCCAUGUGAAACAGAUCAUAUUUACGCAAACUGUAGCGAAAUGAAAAAUAAGUCGCAUAAUACAAACGCUGCGAAUAGCCCGUCCAAUUCUAAAGAUUUGUCAGUGGAAAAUAAAAGGCUUCGUGAUAUGGUGCUUGUUCAGCUAGAAUUAAUAAAACAACUUCAAGAAGAUUCAGUGAAAAAGGAUAGGCAAAUUAUGAGCCUCAAACAGGAAAAUGAAACGUUGAGAUCUCGGUUUGAUCGCAGAGAGCGUCGUAUGUGUUUAAUGAGAAAAAGGUACUCUAAAUCUGACGAGGAAAGUGCAGAUAACAUAUCAGAUGUAGGAAGUGCUGUGUCUGAUGCAAAUGUUGCAGCAUCUUCGGCUUCUGUUUCUAAUGAACGUACAAAUUCACCUUCAUCAGUUAAUCUUGUCACGAGAUAUUUUGGUAGAAAGUCUAAAACCAUUCCAUCAAGGGCUCUGAAACGGCGUUAUUUAGGACCACCUAAAUCACUUCCAUUAAAAAAAUCAAUACUGAAGAGUGUGUCAUCUGCCACAUCUAUUUCAUCUGCAUCAGAAACACAUGAUGAAGAACUGAGUAUAAAACAAGAAAUUUUAAAUAUGACCAAGUUACCAGUUGCACGAGAAAAAACAAUCGAACCAGAUGUAAAAAAAAUUCAUAAAAGACAUGACCAUAGGCCCAAAGGAGUUUUAAGAGGAGAUUUUCUUACGACCAACAAAGCCUAUUUUCUGCCGGACAAUCAGGCGUCUUCAAAUUCUCUUUCUUCCUCUGAAACAAAUAUAGAUGUGCCUUCUUGGAAAUACAAACCUGUGACAAGUUUCUAUCAGAUGGAAGGAACAGAGAAUAUAAAUGACUCUGUUUUUCAUCGAAGACAUCUGAAAUGUGAACAGGAUGAGCGCAGACGAAAGAGAUGGGACAUGCAGAGGUUACGAGAGCAAAAAGCUAGUGAGAAACUUAAGUACAAGCAGACUAGAGAUGCUGACAAAGAAUCUGAAAACCAUGUACAGCGAAAAUCUCAGUCAUUUUAUCCUAACCCACGUCACACAGUGUCUUUAUCUCUUGCAGUUGAAUUCAUAGAGGUUACAGAACAGUUGCCUGUUUUGGCAUUUGGUCAUCCCAUUCCUCUAUUUCAACCCAGUGAGUUUACACUACCUUGGCGAUGUAGUGAAAAUCAAAGUUACGAAUCAGUGGAGAUCAAGGCUAAAAAGAGUCGUUCUACUGCUGCUGUGCCGAAAGUAACCUGAAAACAAGAAGUUAUUCAAGUUAUUAUUUGCAACCUGUCUUAGACAGCUAGGAAGCAGAAUCUGAGUAAAGAACAUGCAAUAUUGUCCAGCAUUUGCCUUUUUAGAUAUGGAGUCAAGCGGGCAGAAAAUAUGCAGGGAUGAAAUACUAGUUAUUUUAAGAUCUGUAGUGUACAUAUGUAUAUUCAGAAAACAUUUUAAAACCUAUAAUCAAUCAUCUGUUGUUGUAAGCAGUCAAUUCCAUCAACAUUGUUCUAUCAGUUUUGUUCUUUUGUAAUUGGUAUCAUUAUCACAAAUUACCAAUGAAACUGUUGAAAUGUAUUAUAUCUGAGAACAUAAAGCAGAAGCUUGUACAAAAUGAAACUAAAAGUACAGCUUUUCAUUAUGAAGUGAUAUAUCAUCUUUGUUGCCUCAUUUGUAAAUAGUCACUUGUCGCUGAUUAUACAUAUAUAUAUAUAUUAUGACUUAUACAUACACACAGAAGAUCUUGGAUAUUCAACUAGUAGAUUUGUAGAAACUUCAAAAAUAAAUUUAAUGCAUAUUAAAAUAAUUAAUAAUGUUAGUGUCCUUAAGCAAUAAAUUAUAAAUAUUAAGCUAAUAGUGGAAAAUUUUAAAUUUGAUUAUUAGUUGAAAUAUGUGGCGAGCGAUACAAAAGAAUGAUGAAAUAAACACAGCUGUCAAAAGGAAGUGGCAGUUUCACAAAGAUGCUGCAGUAGUAACAUCUUCAUAAUAUAACGUAAUAAAAGGUGUUUUGUGAAUGUACUUCUUUAGUUGAAUGGAUCAUAAAAAGUAUUGAUUUUCUUCCGUCAGAUUUAUAAACUCUUGUUCAUGAUGUAUAUUUUAAUGAGAAUUUCAUAAUUUUCUCGGAGGAGGGGGGAAUGUAGAUAUAAUGAUCAUAUUGCAUGACAGUGACUAUAUUAAUCAUUUGGAUAAUUUGAAAGCAAUUAUGAAUAUUGACAAUUGAAUGAAGAUCUCUUCUGUGUGUAUAUGUAUUGCGAUUUUGCUGACACACAGAUGUUCCUGCUGUGCUUACUAAAAUAGUUAGCAUAUGUUUCAAGAGUUUAAAUUUUUAACUGAAAGGCACAAAAUAAGCAAGUUUAUUUGAAUUUGCUUUUUAUAAUAAAAUUAAAUAUGUUGCCUUAAAAGCACUUAUAAUUUUGUUUUCUGAUUCUUCAUCCCUUAUGUGAAAUAUGUCUGCUUCUAUUAUGUAUUUGUCUUACUAAUCAUCUUUAAUUAUGUAAUAAAAAAAAGAUUUUAAAUCCUUAUCUUCUUGGUCUUCAGUGUGUGUGGACCAAAAAACCUGAUUAAAUUACGCUUGGACUACGGCUUUCAGAGUAUUUCAUUUUCAAAAUGAACAAAAAGCUGUGGUUAGAAAUAGUUUCAUUAAAUUCUUUUACAACAGCAAGCCUUUUUCUUUUUAAUGUAAUUUGACUUCAGAGUUAAGAGUUGAGCUGCAUGGAAUUCUGAAAAAAUUUUUACUAUUUUAAGGGUUGAGUGUCACUCAGGCAGUGCACUUCUUUAUUUCUUUUAUGACAACCAUUGUUUGCAUAUUUUUACAUUUAGAAUAUGUAUUGUAUGCCACCAUCCUUUGAUUUGCAUUGCUAGUGAUACCUACAUAAUAAAUUUUGAUUAUUAUUAUUUUGU